UGCCGCGCCGGGCCGAUGGCGGGCUCCGAGAGCCUGUGCCUCGCGGUUUUCGCUCCGGCUGGCAAGGAAGAGGGGAGCGGCCGGUCCCGCGAUAGCGUCUGCUCCGGAAGUAGUUGUAGCAAGUACUUCCUUUUCCCCUCCCCUUUUAAAAAGCAGGGAGGUGGGAGGCCGCCGGCGGGUGCCGGGCACACGCCCCUUGCUGGGCCGCGGUGUCCCCGGGAGCCGGGUCUCUCCCGCCGUCGUGCCGCCCAGCGCGGGCGCCGAGCCCGGCCGGGGAUGGACAGGGAGACGCGCGCGUUCGCCGAGAGCCACUUCCGACGCCUCCGGGGGCGACCUGCGGGCGCGGUGGGCGCCACCGCGGGCCGCGUGGACUUCAUCGAGAGCCCGGACUCCUUCUCCUACGCCGACUUUUUCAAGGGCUACCUGCUGCCCAACGUGCCGUGCGUUUUCUCCAGCGCCUUCACCGAGCGCUGGGGCAGCCGCAGGCGCUGGGUGACGCCGGACGGGAAGCCGGACUUCGAGCACCUGCUCCGGAACUACGGAGACGUGGUCGUCCCCGUGGCCAACUGCGGGGUCCAGGAGUACAACUCCAACCCUAAGGAGCACAUGCUCCUCCGAGACUACAUCAGCUACUGGAAAGACUACAUCCAGGGGGGCUACUCCUCUCCGCGCGGCUGCCUCUACCUCAAGGACUGGCACCUGUGCAGGGACUCCUCGGCGGAGGACGUGUUCACCCUGCCCGUGUACUUCUCGUCCGACUGGCUCAACGAGUACUGGGAUGCCCUGGAUGUGGACGACUACCGCUUUAUCUACAUGGGGCCCACUGGCACCUGGUCGCCGUUCCACGCUGACAUCUUCCGCUCCUUCAGCUGGUCUGUCAACAUCUGUGGGAGGAAAAAGUGGUUCUUCUUCCCUCCGGGGCAAGAGGAAGCCCUGCGGGAUUGCCACGGUGGCCUGCCCUACGACGUGACCUCGCCUGCACUCCUCGACAGCCGCCUGUACCCCAUGCGCAAGCACUGUAGCCCACCCCUGGAGCUCACACAGGAGGCAGGCGAGAUGGUCUUCGUGCCCAGCGGGUGGCACCACCAAGUCCACAACCUGGAGGACACCAUCUCCAUCAACCACAACUGGGUCAAUGGCUGUAACCUGGCCAAUAUGUGGCACUUCCUGCAGCAAGAGCUCCGGGCCGUGCAGCAAGAGGUCAGCGAGUGGAGGGACACUAUGCCUGACUGGCACCAUCACUGCCAGGUCAUCAUGAGGUCCUGCUCUGGGAUCAAUUUUGAAGAAUUUUACCACUUCCUCAAGAUCAUCGCUGAAAGGAGGCUCCUCCUCCUGGCGAAAGGGAUGGGCCCUGGAACCAUGGAGGGUGGCGCUGGCACCGGGCUGGGCCCCCAGCAGGCUGCUUUUGAUGUCAGCCGGGUCACAGAGGUGCUGGCAUCCGUGGUGGCCCACCCCGACUUCCAGAGACUGGACACAAGCGUGUUCUCACCGCAGCCGGAGGAGCUCCUGCAGCAGCUGGAGGAGGUUGUGGCCACUGCCGCCUCUCUUUAGUGCGUGGUGCUUGCAUCAUGCAGGGCCCUGAUGUGGAAGGCAGGUGGUUCUACAGUCCCAUCCGUAAAUAAAGCUCCGUGCUGUGUGGCAUGGGA
Molecule: messenger RNA, 1646 nt
Organism: Ailuropoda melanoleuca (giant panda)
Lineage: Eukaryota; Metazoa; Chordata; Mammalia; Carnivora; Ursidae
Gene: JMJD4
Product: jumonji domain containing 4
Exons: 6
Coding region: 16-1551 (511 amino acids)
Biological process (GO): positive regulation of translational termination; protein hydroxylation
Cellular component (GO): cytoplasm; nucleus
Molecular function (GO): 2-oxoglutarate-dependent dioxygenase activity; sequence-specific DNA binding
Source: RefSeq, a predicted model, not a curated record